AUGCCUCCUCGUAAGGCUGCAAAGAAGAAGCUGACCCUGAGUCCUUCUACUUCCGUCGCGCAGUUACCAGUAACCUCUGCGCCUAACUUGACUAAGCCGGCUCCUGCUCUGGAGCUGCCCUCACCGUCACCUCAUGCUACGGUACACACAACCAAGGCACCUACGCCUACUAAGAGGACCUCUUCUUCGUCUUCUACUACGUCAAGUCUGUCGUCUACGACACCAAACUUUGAGCCUCGCUAUCACACUCGAAGCGUUACCCGUGCUCGUGCAAAUAAUUCGGUGUUACCCACCAAGGGGGGAAGUGAACCAAAUGCUCGCUCCCUCACUUUUCCAGACAAAAUCCAAUAUAUGAAAGCAUCUGAUUCAAAGAAGCGCUCACAUGCAAAUAUCCUAUUAGUUCAAACGGUCAACCAGGUGGGUAAAUCCGGACAACAGGAAACAAUACCUACUCGUGAUUCAAUCUUACAUGCUGCCACAAUGUAUGCUGAACCAAACUCAAUCACUCAGAACAAUACCUAA
Molecule: messenger RNA, 522 nt
Organism: Clavispora lusitaniae ATCC 42720
Lineage: Eukaryota; Fungi; Ascomycota; Pichiomycetes; Serinales; Metschnikowiaceae
Source: RefSeq, a predicted model, not a curated record